This is a messenger RNA of Elaeis guineensis (African oil palm), 1584 nucleotides long. RefSeq names its product probable sugar phosphate/phosphate translocator At1g12500. The record is from RefSeq and is a predicted model, not a curated record. Lineage: Eukaryota; Viridiplantae; Streptophyta; Magnoliopsida; Arecales; Arecaceae.
CAUAAUAAGCCUCGCAAGCCAAAGUUGAGCUAGCGCCAUCAUCUACCGACAAUAAAAUAAUAUAAAAUAAUCCCCUGCUUACCUUUCUCUACACCGAAAGCGCUCCAUCCAUCCUACCGUUCAAAUCCAACGGCCGCAUCUCCCUCAUCUCUACUUCAAACCCUCCAUUUCGAUCACAUCCGUUCUUCUCUCGGCCAGCCAGAUCUUACCCAUUCCUUCAGAUCCGGUCGCCGACACUGCUCCCCUUUCUCCUCCCCUUCUUCUCUCUCCCUCUCCACUUAGAAAGAGAGAGAGGAGAAGAGAGACAGGAUGGUGGAAGGGCACGGGACGACGCGGCGCGGCAGCAACCCUCGGCUGGAGGCCGAUCCGGUCAUCGACAUCCCCCCGACCCCUCCCGGCGACGCCCGCCCCGGCGUCAAGCUCCCCGGCGCCGGCCCCUCCUCCUUCCUCUUCCUCCUCCUCCCCUUCCUCUCCCACCCUUCAGAUGCCGGCUCCGGCGCUGGCGCCUCCUCCUCCUCCUCCACCGUCACCACCGCCCUCAUCAUCGGCGCCUGGUACCUCUCCAACAUCGGCGUCCUUCUCUUAAACAAAUACCUCCUCAGCAUCUACGGCUACCGAUACCCCAUUUUCCUUACGACGCUCCACAUGCUCGCCUGCUCCGCGUACAGCGUCGCCGCCGUCCGGUGGCUCCGCCUCGUCCCCCUCCAGUCCGUCUCCUCCCGCCGCCAGCUCCUCAAGAUCGCCGCCCUCAGCGCCAUCUUCUGCUUCUCCGUCGUCUGCGGCAAUACUUCCCUCCGCUACCUUCCGGUCUCCUUCAACCAGGCCAUCGGCGCAACGACCCCCUUCUUCACCGCUGUCUUCUCCCUUCUCAUCACCUGUCGCCGCGAAUCCGCCGCCGUCUACCUCGCCCUCCUCCCCGUCGUCCUCGGCAUCGUCCUCUCCAGCAACAGCGAACCCCUCUUCCACCUCUUCGGUUUCCUUGUCUGCGUCGGCUCCACCGCCGGCCGAGCGCUCAAAUCCGUCGUCCAGGGCAUCCUCCUCACCUCCGAUGCCGAGCGCCUCAACUCCAUGAACCUCCUCAUGUACAUGGCCCCCAUGGCCGCCGCCAUGCUCCUCCCACUCUCCCUCUGGUCCGAGGGCGACGUAGCCGCCGCCACCGCCGCCAAGGCAGCCGACGACCCCCGCCUCCUUCUCCUCCUCUUCGCCAAUGCCACCGUCGCCUACCUCGUCAACCUCACCAACUUCCUCGUCACCAAGCACACCAGCGCCCUCACCCUUCAGGUCCUCGGCAACGCCAAGGCCGCCGUCGCCGCCAUCGUCUCCGUCCUCAUCUUCCGCAACCCCGUCACCGUGAUGGGCAUCACCGGCUUCGCCAUCACCAUCAUGGGCGUCGUCCUAUACAGCGAGGCCAAGAAGAGGUCCAAGUCUCAUUCUUCUUCCUCCUCUUAAUUCUCUCAUCCAUCCCAAUCGAAUCUCCAACAUUUUUUUUUCUUUCUAAUUUUGUUUCUUACCCACAUAAUAUGCGUUGUUAUCGUUGUUGUUUUGCUUGCCAAAAAAAAAAAAACAUCAUUAAUUGGUCACCAA